AUGACCACCCCAACCGAUGCACUGGCUGUCCUGCUUCAGUACACCAACGCAGAGAGGAUCUUCGUCAGCGGAUCACAAGCACCAUUGGUGAACAUGGAUCGACUCCGAGCCCCUGACUACUACUUCGUGGGCCGGUACCUUUAUGAUGGCACGGGCAAGCCCAUGGAGGCGUUUCCUGCCGGUGGUGGAGUCGUAUCACUGAGAUACAUCCAGGCUGACCGAACAAAAUCCAUCCCACCAUGGAUCGUCAGGAACGCGCCGUCAAUCCCAGGUACAUUUAGUGCGCAGAUGCGUGUCGUAGACAUCGUGGGCCGCAACUGUCUGCGUCAAGAUGCCAUCGACAUGCCCACACAAGCAAACGCGAUGAAAUCGCCCAUGGGACCCCUGGAGCAUCAUGGCUUGCAAGAGGGAGAUCCGAUCACGUUCAGGGCCCUUUACAUGCAGCAUGGCAGAGGCAAUUUCCCCAGAGUCGAAUAUAGGGACAAGUUCGGCGGCCGUUUUUGGAUCCCUAAAUGGGUCAACUUGCUCCUGGAAGAAAGAGCCAUGAGCGCGGACGUCCUCCGCAACCUCUCCAGAUCGACUCGUCCAGCGCAUAUCCCCGUGACGAAUACCAUCAAGCCCACCCCUCCAGUCGACACCUCCCGUCCCAGCUUCCCCACGCCAUUCAAGCACCACCGCAACCAAAGCCAGCCACGCGUCGGCCACCACGCCCUCCUCCCAACCCGGCCCUCGACGCCAGCGGGCCCCUCCGGACAGACUCCCCAGCAGCACCAGCAACAGCAGGGCCCAAUCAUGGCCCCAAUCUACGUCGCCGCCCGCAUGAUGGUCAGCAAAAACUUCCGCGGAUGCCGCUACGAGGACGUCCUCCUCGUCAAGACCCCCGACGGCCGCCGCGUCCUGGAAGUAAAGCCUCUGCCCGACAACUGGGCCUCCGACCCGCGCAACCCCUUCUGCGUGCCCGCUGCUCCCACCCCCCGCGGCCCCGAUCUUGCCGUGCCUGGCUCCGCUGCCGCUGCACCCGCUGCCCGCGCCUCCUCCGGCCCUCCAUCCGUCAUCUCCAGCGCAAACGCGGACCUCUCCCGCUACACCCACCACAUCCACACCAACCCCACCCCUACCAUACCCUCUGACCCCAGCUCCUCCUUCACCAGCUCCCACCCGGCCGCCCUCCUCGCGCGCUCCCCAACGCCGCACACACUCGUCGCCCCAGCAGUAGAAGCAUGGCGCGGCACAGGCCCCUUCGAGCACAUGGCCCCCGACACAGGUGAUUUCCCCGCCGGACUGCGCUACUGGGUAUGUAAUGGACCGGACGGCAAGGUGUACUUGCUCCCACUGGGGAUGCGAGACCAGUGGCAGCGGGAGAUGCCGGUGGAUGCGGCGCGCACGCUGCCGUUGGAGGUGGCGUGGCCGGCUGGGGUGCCGGUGCCGGAGGUGGAGAGGCGGCCGGCGAGUGUGACGCAGAGUGAGGUGUUGCUUGUGGAGGAGGAGGAGGAGGAGGAGGGAGGAGGAGGGGAGAUCAGGGGGUUGGGGCAUAGGCGGAUUAUGAGUCGGAAAUACACCGUCGUGAAAGUUGUAGUAAUAUCAUAA
Molecule: messenger RNA, 1587 nt
Organism: Pseudovirgaria hyperparasitica
Lineage: Eukaryota; Fungi; Ascomycota; Dothideomycetes; Acrospermales; Acrospermaceae
Exons: 3
Coding region: 1-1587 (528 amino acids)
Source: RefSeq, a predicted model, not a curated record